UCUCUCUCUCUCUCUCUCUCUCUCUCUCUCUCUCUCUCUCUCUCCUCUGUUUUUGAGAAACAGAGCCUUUCAAGAUCUGUUUUGUUUGACUUUUAAUCUUCUCUCUCUUGCUUGCAUGGUUUAAAAAUCUUUCUCGUCAGAAUUGAAAAUCGAGUUUGAGAUCCCAAGAAAGGAUUUGUAUAAUUUUUUCUUAUUUUCCUUGUAAAUUCAGAGGAUGGGUGGUGAGGCAGAGAUCAAGCAACAAUUACAACCUAAAUCUCUUCCAGCUGAAACAAUUGAGAAGAAGCAACACAACGUGAAAAGGAGGAGAUUAUGGCAGAAAGUGAAGUACCAGUUGGUGGAGUAUCACGCAUUGCCUGCUUAUCUGAGAGACAACGAGUACAUCAUUGGUCAUUACCGAUCCGAAUGGCCUAUCAAACAAAUCCUUCUCAGCAUCUUCACUAUCCACAACGAGACCUUGAAUGUUUGGACGCACUUGAUUGGUUUUUUCCUGUUUCUUGCGCUUACUAUAUACACAGCCACCAAAGUACCAAGCGUUGUGGAUCUUCACUCACUUCAAGACCGUUUACCUGAUAUCUUGAGGAAGACAGAUCUUCACAAACUUCACUCUGACCUCAUGUCUCACCUUCCUUCUAGUCCAUCUAAGUGGCAUGUCAUGGAGCUUCUCUAUAACUGUCUGCCUGAAAGAUUCUCUCAUGGCAACUACACCGACAUGUGUGUUCUUCACUCAGUGAAGGAAGAUCUUGCAAACAUGAUAGCUCCUCUGAUCUUCAGACCAAUCACCAGAUGGCCAUUCUAUGCAUUUCUAGGCGGUGCAAUGUUCUGUCUACUAGCAAGCAGCACGUGCCACCUCCUCUCUUGUCAUUCAGAGCGAGUCUCUUACAUAAUGCUUAGGCUUGACUACGCAGGAAUAGCAGCUCUCAUCGCUACUUCCUUCUACCCUCCGGUCUACUACUCCUUCAUGUGUGAUCCUUUCUUCUGCAACCUCUACUUAGGAUUUAUAACAACCUUAGGAACCGCCACCGUGCUCGUCUCUUUAAUACCGGUUUUCCAAACACCGGAAUUUCGUGUUGUGAGGGCCUCUCUGUUCUUUGGAAUGGGAUUCUCUGGUGCGGCUCCGAUCCUACACAAGCUGAUCAUCUUUUGGGACCAGCCUGAAGCGCUUCACACUACAUGUUAUGAGGUUUUGAUGGGUUUGCUUUACGGGUUAGGAGCUUUGGUUUAUGUGACUAGGAUACCUGAGAGAUGGAUGCCUGGUAAGUUUGAUAUAGCUGGACAUAGUCAUCAGUUGUUUCAUGUUCUGGUGGUGGCCGGUGCCUUCACACACUAUAGAGCUGGGCUUGUGUAUCUCAAGUGGAGAGACAUUAAAGGCUGUUGAAUAGUAAGAUGGAUAUUGAUGAUUUGAAUUUUUUUUGUAGCUUCCCCAAAAAAUUGGAUUCUGUAAAGUCUAUGUGUAAGCAAAUGUUUGUUUAUAUUACGAGUAAUUUGAACAGGUAAUUUGAACUAGAUGUUUCGUCCGCACAUGCGGACAUAAACAUUUUAUAAUUGUUUAUUAAUAUAUGCAUUACUUAUUAAGAGACUAUAAUGAUAAAUUAUUGUUUAUGUU
Messenger RNA from Brassica rapa (field mustard), 1606 nucleotides. RefSeq names its product heptahelical transmembrane protein 4. Gene Ontology annotation, biological process: response to hormone. The record is from RefSeq and is a predicted model, not a curated record. Lineage: Eukaryota; Viridiplantae; Streptophyta; Magnoliopsida; Brassicales; Brassicaceae. Gene Ontology annotation, molecular function: signaling receptor activity. Gene Ontology annotation, cellular component: membrane.